Acinonyx jubatus (cheetah) is the source of this 3109-nucleotide messenger RNA. RefSeq names its product centrosomal protein 70 (gene CEP70). Gene Ontology annotation, cellular component: centrosome. NCBI's taxonomy places the organism in Eukaryota, Metazoa, Chordata, Mammalia, Carnivora, Felidae. Gene Ontology annotation, molecular function: gamma-tubulin binding. Gene Ontology annotation, biological process: cilium assembly; regulation of microtubule cytoskeleton organization. The transcript is spliced from 21 exons. Bases 710 to 2449 code for a protein of 579 amino acids. The record is from RefSeq and is a predicted model, not a curated record.
GCGCAGACCGCAAGCGCGGCGCACUCUGGUCUACGCGAAUAUAAGCCCCGCCUCCAGCUGCGAAGCCAACCGGGCGCUGGGCCCGCCUAGCCUCCCCCGGUUGCGGGAGGAAACAGCUAGCGGCGUUCGGAGGCGUAGCCGAGGCCCGCUCCUCGCCGCGCUCCAGUUGGAUUGGCUGGUCUCCCAAGGCGCGGUAACGGUCGCGGAGGCGGGGCCGGAGAGGGCUGAGCCGAGCCGGGCCGGGCCGGGCGCGCUGCUGGUGGGAGGCCGCGGCUGAGGAAGAUGAAGAUCCAGUUUCGGAUGUGAGACUCACUGGGUGAUCAUUUCAUUGAGAUCAACUUGAACGACCAGGUGAAAAGCGCAAGAAGGACGUGCUAUGACUGAGAUUAAUUGCUUUGGCUAGACCUUCCAGCACUAUAUGGAAUAGAAGUGGCGACUGCUUUGUCCCUGAUCUUACAGGAAAAACUUUCAGUCUUUCAUGGAAUGCUACAAGAACAUUUAACAAGAGGACCUAAUCUAGUCAUGGGAUCAGGGGAGAUUUCCCUGAAGAAAGAAAUCUGAGCCAGGAUCUGAAGGAUGAACAUAGUACCACCUCUGAGGCAACUCCAGUAUUUUUUACUGCCAAUCUACUUCUUCGGAUUUUACUUAAGAUACCAAAUCUCCAGCAGCCCCUAAAGCCUAGGAGUCUAGUAAAUCAUCAAACAGACUCAUGACUGAAAAACAGCAGGAAGAAGCAGAAUGGGAAAGCAUAAAUGUGCUUUUGAUGAUGCAUGGCUUAAAACCUUUAUUUCUAGUCAAAAGAACUGAUCUUAAAGAUUUCAUCAUUUUUGAUAAACAGUCAUCACAGAAGAUGAGGCAGAAUUUGAAAACAUUGAUGGAAGAAACAACACGUCAGCAGAACAUGAUCCAGGAGCUCAUAGAAACUAAUCAGCAGCUUAAAAAUGAACUUCAGCUAGAACAGAGCCGAGCAGCCGAUCAGGAACAACGAGCUAAUGACUUGGAACAAAUUAUGGAGUGUGUGAAAUCCAAAAUUGGUGAAUUGGAGGAUGAAUCCAUAAAUAGGGUUAGCCAGCAACAGAAUAAAAUAAAAGAUCUUCAAAAGGAUCAUAAAGCUUUACAGGCAAAAUGUCAGCAUUAUAAGAAAAAACAAAUGGAACAACAAGAGACCAUUGCUUCUUUGCAAAAGGAUAUCUAUAGAUUAACAAAAGAGGAGGAAGAGCGCAUUGUCACUCAAAACAGAGUGUUUGCUUAUCUCUGCAAAAGAGUUCCUCAUACCAUCUUGGAUAGACAGUUGCUUUGCCUAAUUGAUUAUUAUGAAUCUAAAAUUAGAAAACUUCAUAAACAAAGGGUAUAUAAGGAAGAUGAAAGUCUGUCAGAAGAAGAGAAAGACUACAGAAGUUCUGAUGCCUCACUGACUUAUAAAGGCCUUCUAAUGUCAUUACAGAAUCAACUCAAGGAAUCAAAAUCCAAGAUUGAUGCGCUUCUAAGUGAAAAGCUGAAUCUCCAAAAAGAUUUGGAAACCAGGCCCACACAGCAUGAAUUAAGACUUUAUAAACAACAGGUGAAGAAACUGGAGAAAGCCCUUAAGAAAAACAUCAGGUUAAAGGAUCUUCUCAGUCAAAAAAAGGUGGAGGACCCAGAGAAACAAGAUGAACCCAGCAAAGACAACCAGCAGCAGGCCCUAAUUGACCAGAGAUACUUUCAGGUGCUGAGUAGCAUCAAUUCAGUUGUUCACAAUCCAAGAGCUCCAGUGAUAAUUCAUAAACAGAGCAAAGGAGGAGCCCAACAUUUUCAUAAAGAUUUUGUUCAAGAUUGUGGAUUUGAGCAUCUUAUUCCUAUAAUAGAAAUGUGGGCAGAUCAGCUGACUUCCCUAAAGGAUUUGUAUAAGUCCUUGAAAAUACUGUCUGCAGAACUGGUGCCUUGGCAUAAUUUAAAAAAGCAGGAUGAAAAUGAAGGUAUCAGAGUUGAAGAUCUGUUAUUUAUAGUAGAUACCAUGUUAGAAGAAGUUGAAAAUAAGGAAAAGGACAGCAAUAUACCAAACUUAAAAACUUUGCAAGCUAUUGUUUCUCACUUCCAAAAAUUAUUUGAUGUGCCUUCUCUAAAUGGAGUCUAUCCUCGAAUGAAUGAAGUUUAUACUAGGCUUGGAGAAAUGAACAAUGCUGUGAGAAACCUCCAAGAACUCUUAGAAUUAGAUAGUUCAACUUCAUUGUGUGUGUUGGUGAGCACAGUUGGAAAAUUGUGUAGGCUGAUUAAUGAGAAUAUGAAUGAGCAGGUUAUGCAGGUAUUAGGACCUGAAGAUCUCCAAAGCAUUAUCAACAAAUUGGAAGAACAUGAGGAAUUUUUCCCAGCAUUUCAGGCAUUGACUAAUGAUCUACUUGAAAUCUUAGAAAUUGAUGACUUGGAUGCCAUUGUACCUGCAGUAAAGAAAUUAAAAAUACUUUCAUACUGAAAACAAAUCAAAUUAUUUUUACUGUGUAAAUUGCAUUCUUAACAUUCUGAGUAUUUUGUAGGAUCGUGCUUUAAGACAAGGGUUAAAAAUGUAUUUACUCUCAGAAUUGAUCCCCUUCUUAAUAUUGGGUCUUCCCAUCUAUAUUUUUGUUAACUUUGAGAUUUAUAGAGAAAACAGUUGCGAAGCUAAAGUGGUAAGUUAACUUUAAAUCCUUUAAUCUUAAGGAAUUCGUGAGUGCUUAUAAGAUUGUUUUAAAAUGUAGUGUGUGAGUAAAAGAAAAACUCAGGGAGACAGGUUGCAAACAAUAGAAAGAUUGCAUUUAAAUUGAGGGUUUACUGACCUUUUUUAUUCUGGGAAUAAGGAUUGCCAAUGGCUGUCUUGAAUUCAGCCAAUAGGAACCUACUGCUUUCUUGGCAAGGAAGUUGCACAUUCUACUGAGAUAUCCUUCAUGGCACUUGACCUUUCAAAGCUGGAGGAAGAAAAGGAAGAAGGAAAAAAUGUUUUAUCUUUGGGUUAGGUUAGGAAAUGAAUUAUGAGGUAAUAGAGAGGAGUAGAUAAUAGUCUCUCAUUGAAAAAAGUGUCUUUUUUGCAAUCUUGAUGUAAUGUACUUUUUAUAAGGACAUGAAAUCUUAAAUAAAGUUCUUGUGAAGAAUUUCCAAA